This is a messenger RNA of Durio zibethinus, 2802 nucleotides long. NCBI's taxonomy places the organism in Eukaryota, Viridiplantae, Streptophyta, Magnoliopsida, Malvales, Malvaceae. The record is from RefSeq and is a predicted model, not a curated record.
AUAUAAGCUGUCUUACCUAGUUAACAAGUUGCAUGCUUUGCAGUUGGACUUGGACUCAAUUGUCUUCUCUUUGGAAAAGUUCUGAUUUCACAGGUUUGAGUCUAUAAGAGGUUUUAAAGCAAUGGGUCUUUCCCUGUCUUUGCUUUUAUCAGCAUGGAAGGAAAUCCUGAAACACCAGGUUUUUGGUUAUGCCGACACAGAAAAGGUUAUUGUGAGGUCCAUAAGCCUUGGAAGAGAAGAUAUAAAGGUGACCCUAAAAGCAAAGAGUUUCAAUAAGGAUGAUUCAGAGUCUCCAAUUAACAAGUUCGAUAGUUUGAAUAAUGGUGGUGAUUUCAAAGAACCAAAGCUUGAAACAUCCGAUUCAUUCAAACAAAUAGCUUUUGAUCAAGGGAAUGGAAAUUCAGUUGUUUCAAAUGAUAAAGCGAAUAGAAUUGUCAUACGAACAAAACCCACCAUAAAGCUGCCUGAACCAGCGGUACUAUUUUCUCCGAGGCCAGUAACUGAGCUUGAUACUGCUGCAACUAAGCUUCAAAAAGUCUACAAAGGUCAUAGGACAAGGAGGAACCUGGCAGAUUGUGCAGUUGUGGUUGAGGAGCUCUGGUGGAAGACCUUAGAUUCUGCAGCACUAAGAAGGUGUUCUAUUUCGUUCUAUGACAUUGAGAAACAAGAAACCGUUAUGUCAAAGUGGGCACGGGCUAAAACAAGGGCUGCCAAGGUUGGUAAGGGUUUGUCUAAGGAUGAGAAUGCCCAACAACUAGCCCUUCAACAUUGGCUUGAAGCUAUUGAUCCACGCCAUCGUUAUGGGCACAAUUUACACUUCUACUAUGAUGUCUGGUCUGCAAGCAAGAGCACACAACCUUUCUUCUACUGGUUGGAUAUUGGCGAUGGCAAAGAACUAAAUCUUAAAAAGUGUCAAAGAAUAGAUCUACAACAGCAAUGCAUUAAAUAUCUUGGACCGAAAAAAAGGGAAGCAUUUGAAGUGAUUGUGGAAAGUGGAAAGCUUGUUUACAAGCAAUCAGGAAUGCUUGUUAACACCCUUGAGGGUUCUAAGUGGAUUUUUGUACUUAGCACAUCAAGAUCCUUGUAUGUUGGGCAAAAGAAGAAAGGUGUUUUUCAGCACUCAAGCUUCCUUUCCGGAGGAGCUACAACAGCUGCUGGAAGAUUGGUGGCUUCUCAAGGAGUUCUUGAGGCUAUUUGGCCUUACAGUGGUCAUUACCUCCCAACUGAAGACAAUUUCAAGGAAUUCAUUAUUUUCCUUGAGGAACACAAUGUGGAUUUGACCAACGUUAAGAGAUGUGCAAUAGAUGAUGACUACACGUCAUACAAAAGUGCUAAUGAUGAAUCCAAGCAUGGGGAGGUCAAAGAUCCAACGGCAACAACAAAUUCAACAGAUUCAAUGGCUGUGGAUGUUGAUGGGCCCACAAAUGGUGCGUGCAUGAUAAUUGAAAGUCUACAAAGUAGCAUGGGUACCAGUGCAGCCAAUGUGGAAGCACCAGCAUUCAACAAGGCCAAGCGUUUGUCUUGCAAGUGGACAAGUGGGGUUGGUCCUCGCAUUGGGUGUAUCAGAGACUACCCAACAGAACUGCAAUCCCAGGCUUUGGAACAAGUUAACCUAUCUCCCAGAGUCACGCCUGGUCGCUUUGGAAACUCUGGUCCCAUACCUUCACCAAGACCAAGCCCCAAAAUCCGAGUCUCACCCAGGCUUGCAUACAUGGGACUCCCUAGCCCGAGAGUGUCAGUGGUUGCUAAUAAAACUUUUUGAGCAUUCACCAAAUGAUAAAUGACCAAGGUUGAGCACUUCUUGUGCCCACAAUUUUGCAGCAACGGUAGUAAUAAAAAUGUAAAAUAGGUGAAGUGAUCUGACCAAACAUUCUUUGUUCUUUGAUUUGUUUUUUAGGCUUUAGGAUAACCCCUUCUGUCAUGUGGAGUUUGAUUUGCUUUGUCAAUUCUUUAUUUAAGCUGUAAUAAGUAGUAGUAGUUUUUUUUGAAAUAAUGAACAGUUUAUGAAAGAUGCAAGGGAUUGCCUUCCAAUCCCAACUGUUUUUUAUUUGGCUGGUGGUUGGAAGGGGGUGCGGGGGGUGAAGACCACGGACGACAGACAAGGUGAACAUUCAUGGAAUUAUAAGCUUUGACUAUUGACUAUUGCCCUUGUCUAUUAAGAUGAAACAACAAUAUUACCACUAGGAUUUCUUCAAAACCUCCCCCAUAUUCGGCAAGUUACUCGAUCAUCUUCAAAUCCAAGUUCUGAAUUUCGAUUUGAUGAGAGCUCUGCUUCAUCUUCAAUAUGCACCUCUACCACACCAGUUUCUGGAAACGCUAUCUUGGCUUCAGAUAGAACAGAGGAGAGUGGCAAUAGUAGGCCAAACUAUGUGAACUUGACGGAGACUACCAAGGCAAAACAAAGAGCUGGCAAUCAUGCCUUUUACCGAAUCCAAAGGUGGUCCAUGGAUGAGUUCCAGUUCAAAAAGUAGUGUUGGUUCUGAUCACUUAGUCCAUAUGUCUCGACCACUAUAACCACCUACACGAUUGGAUAAAAGCACAAUGAAAUCCAGGAAGAGGGGAAAUUGCUUGUAUGAUUAGAUGGAUUAAUUGGAUAAAUGUUCAACACCUUGUUGUUCUUUUUUAUUGAAGUGUACUAAGUUAAGAGCAAGCUGUUGCAAAAUCCUCAUUGAGUAUUUUGUAUCUGAUUCAAGGGCAAUCCAUUUUGUACAAGUGUUCAUUUAGCUCUUCCUCGAAUCACUUCUACUUUAUCAUUUUUUGCAUUUAUAUGAAUGAGGAAAUAAAACUCAGCCAGAUACAAUA